This is a messenger RNA of Ilex paraguariensis (yerba mate), 1400 nucleotides long. NCBI's taxonomy places the organism in Eukaryota, Viridiplantae, Streptophyta, Magnoliopsida, Aquifoliales, Aquifoliaceae. The record is from the annotation of a GenBank genome assembly.
AAGAAGUUUCCACAGAUUUUACAGACUCCAAUUUUUGAGAAAUUAUUUCUUACCCUGUCGAUGUCGGGUCAAUCGCCGCCGGAGAUCUCAUCUUCAGGAGCGGAAGCAGAAGCCUUGAAAGCAUAUCAGCAACUAGCAAAGCACUUGGGUCCAUAUCUGCAAAAAUCAAAGGAUUUGGGAUUCAGUUCCAUCAACGACUCUAUGAACACCGUAGUAGAAACAGACGAAAACGCAUUUCUCGGAAUGCACAAGCACGGAGGCGGGACGUCUCUCCAUGCUGCGGCGGGGAAAGGCGAAGUCGAUAUUAUGAAGAAAACCCUCGAUGCAAGCCCUGAGUCAGUGAAAUCGGUGACCAAAACAGGCGAGAAUUGUCUUCACUCCGCCGUUUUGAAUAAUCAAGUAGUUGCGGUGCGGUUCUUAGUGGAUUGGCUUGCCAGAAACAGAGACUACGCCCAUCUAAUUAACGACAGGGAUUACAAAGGAAAUACACCUUUUCAUCUUGCCGUUUCAAGAAAACAAAUCCAGACUUUAGAAGCUUUACUCACUUGCAAUGUGGUUGAUGUGAAUGCCACGAAUUGUGGCGGUUUCACCGCUCUGGACAUCCUAAGUGUCCUUCCAUAUACUGGGAAGAUUGAUGUGAAAAUUGACAAGAUCCUCUGUCAAGCUGGAGCCUUGAGAGCCAGAGAUCUUGCCAAUCGUGAUACCAAUAGCUGUGCUGAUCAUGGUUACAAAAUAAAGUGGUUUAAGAUGUUGUUGCUGCUGAUGGCCACCCUGGUAAUGACAAUAACCUACCGAUCUGCUUCUAUCACCGCUGGUAUCACUUUCAACGAGGGAGGUGGCAACCUCAACGUACAAAAGUGGAUCAUAACUCAAUUCAUGUUUUUCAACACCAUGGGGUUCGUUGGGUCAUUGGCAGUGGCUAUCUUCAUCAUACAGAAAUUAUCGACACUGCUUGAUGUUAUGUUGUUGCUGAUGGCUACCCUGGUAAUGACAACAGCCUGCCAACCUGCUUUCAUCGCCUCUGGUAUCACUUUCAACGAGGGAGGUGGCAACCUCAAGGUACAAGAGUGGAUCAUAACUCAAUUCAUGUUUUUCAACACCAUGGGGUUCGUUGGGUCAUUGGCAAUGGCUAUCUUCUUCAUACAGAAAUUAUCGACACUGCUUGAUGUAGUCAGGGACGUGCAUGGAUAAUUAGGUCAUAUUAGAGGACCCCAUAUUCAGUUUCACUAGUAUAGUAAGUGGAAUUUGUCUUCUUUUGUUAAGAAGAUACUAAAAUUAUGUAUUAUAAUAAUUACGAGCGCUGGAAUGCUCAAUUCUUCCUAAGAUUAUGUUUUCGGUUAUGUAUUUUGUUACCCACGUGGUCUAGGAUAUGGAUUGCAUUUUGAAUACAAAGCAUUACU